AUGCUGGUGAUUUUUGGAAAGAUGUUAAAGAUAUAAAAUCAGAACUUGAGCUGAUGGAAGAUUUUCAACGAUUAUCUAAAGAGAGAAAAUUCCAAGAAACAAUUUGGUAUCUUACUCAAAUAUCUAAUUAUAAAGAAGGGUUGAAAAAUUUGGAUCAAGUCAUUAAAAUUUUUCAAGAUUCACAUGAUAAAGAAAACCAAAUUGGAAUUAUUUAUAAUAGUUUGAAUGAAGGGAAAUUGUCAUUAGGUGUUUUAAUAAGUUUCUUUAAUAAAUUCAAUACAGAAUUUAAAAUUAGUAAUGAAUGUUGGAAUUUAAUCAAAGAAUUAUCAGAAGCGGGCACAUUUGUAACAUUUCUCAAAUCAAUUGAAGGACAUGAUAUUAAAAAUUUAAUCAAUAGUGUAGAUGACCACUCAGAUGAACGACUUAUCCAGGAAGACACUGUUUCAUCAUUAAUUGAAGUAAAACAAUUUUUAAUACCACUGUUGGAUGUUGCCAAAAAGAGACCAGUGAAAGAGUUUGUUGAAGAAAUUGGAAAGUGUGGUUUUGUUCACACCAACUUUUUAUCAAGGAUGUUUUCUACUUCGUAUUCUUCUUUUAUUCCAGGAAUAAUGGUUGCUGGUGGUGGUGUGGGUUGA
Messenger RNA from Entrophospora candida, 635 nucleotides. The record is from the annotation of a GenBank genome assembly. Lineage: Eukaryota; Fungi; Glomeromycota; Glomeromycetes; Entrophosporales; Entrophosporaceae.